Messenger RNA from Pieris macdunnoughi, 2778 nucleotides. The record is from the annotation of a GenBank genome assembly. NCBI's taxonomy places the organism in Eukaryota, Metazoa, Arthropoda, Insecta, Lepidoptera, Pieridae.
AUGGCUCAUAACAAUUUGCUAGAAGUGGUUCCAGAUCAAUUGUUUCAAUCACACUUCAUUGCUGAAAUAGAUCAAGUGCAAAAGAAACUCCAAUAUGAGGUUGAAAGAAAGAGGGAAGAACUUAGAGCUAUGGUGGGUGAGAGGUAUAGAGAUUUAAUACAUGCUGCAGACACUAUAGAAGACAUGAGAUUAACCACUGCUAAUACAAUAACUCAUAUAAAUGAUAUGAUGGGUAUUUGCAAAAACCUACAUGAUACCCAUUUGAUUGGUUUCAAAAUUCAAGCAUGUCCACCUCCUAGCUAUAGUUUUCAGGAGAAUGUUAACCCAGUCCACCAGAUAUCUGUACAAAUAAAAUUACUAAUGGAAAUACCAGAAAAAAUAUGGAAAUGCAUUAAUAAUAAUAAUUUUGUACAAGCUGCUCAACUAUUUAUUAUGGCUCGACAUAUUAAUACUGGCUUACAACUUCAAAUUGGCAGCAACAAUGGUCCAACAAUGCAGUCAUUACAGCGACUUGCACACCAACAGUGGAAUUCCAUCGGCAACCUGAGUCAAACCAUUAUAGAUAUGUGUGGGCAAAGAUUGCAAGAUGUUGAUAUUAGUGUUGAGAUUGCCUGCUCAUGUCUUCUCGGUCUCUACCUGUUAGAUUCAAAUCCAAUGGUAGAUUUAUUAAAUACAUUAAUUAAUUUACAUAGUAAUAACAGUCUCAAAACAACAUUACAAUUUGAUCUUCAUAAGAUAUUAGAGGGUGAUGUCAAAGCUCAAAUAAAAAGGAAAAUUGUUGACGGAGUGAAGAUUGUUAUGAAGACUGUGGAACUAAUUUAUGCCUGUUUUGUUGAGAACAACGGAGGCGUAGUUUUAGAAAGGUUGAAAGAAUUGUACAGAGCCGACUCUGUGCCUUUAUUAAAUUUAGUCCAAUUCAGUGAUAUCAAUGGAUUGAAAAUGUUGCCAUCUGCGAUAUCUAACUAUAGGUUAACAGUAAAAUCGAUAAAGGCACUUACGAGCGACGAAAUAACCGAAAGCGUACAAAAAUGGAGUACCUCGUUACAAAGUUAUAUUAAUGAACAUGUGACAACACUUUUACAAAAUAUUACACGUGUCAAAGUAUUGCAUGAGAUUCGAGAGGAAGCUUUUAAAAUUGAAACACCUCAAAACUGGAAUAUGAUUUGUGAAAAGUUAAAGAUACCAACCGUUCAUAUUUGGGUGAGCCAUUUCCAGCCUCUUCUUACUGCGAGAGUCAAGUUGAUUGUUGACGCACGUUGGCAGAAGAUAUAUGACGCAUUUAAGACGCAAUUGCUUAUUGAUUUAACUAAGGUAUCAUCAGAGAGCGAAAUAGAAAAGGAGUCAAAUAUAAACUGGUUCAUAUGGAAGGACCUCAUUGGAGACACCAUCAUUGAAUCUAGGAGCGAAGUGGUUUCGGUUAUGAAUUCACUUAUGAAAGGAAUGUCCCGCCAAGACCGUGGCUUUACACCAAAUAUGGAGAAGUUAUGCAAAGGCCUUGAAGAUGAAUUGCAGAAACUGUUAGACGACUUAAAAGAUUACUUGUAUUUGGAGAGGAAAAUAGAUAGACCGAUAUCAUUAUAUGAUGAGGAAGAGAGAUGGGAACAGAUGUAUACAGACACAAGUGAUAUUGAAUUGUAUUUGUGUGAUGCGGCUGAUAAGUAUGUUGAAAGUAUUCUAGCAUACAUCAAAGCAUGUUUUGAAGAGCCAACACUUCAAUCCACUGAAUUACAAAGAAAAACAACUGCAAUAUACACAGCACGAUUUAUACAAGCGAUUCCCAUACUUAUUCCCAACGUACGAAGGUGCUAUAUUCCCGAGAACAGUUUGAUAGUGGACGAGACACUUAGCAAACGUUGGGCCAGAUUGGGUGAUGUUUUGAAGGAAAAUUGUUUGCACUGUUGGGGAAAAUGGUUGGAUAUAGUAAUGGAAAAAGUGAAGGAUUUAACCAAUGGUCUCCCUCAAGGUUUUACUAUGCAGGAGAAUAUCGAUUAUCUGAUGAUGCAAUGGGACGUAAUAAAAAUAGAAGAAAAAGAUGAUGAGGGUACAUCCAUAGAAUCUACAAUAAAAGUACCAGCCGGGCCUUCUCUAAAGCUUCAAGAAUAUUUAUACUCGAUAAGCAGACUCCUAGAUGACGUCAUACCUCACACGCUUCCCGUGGAAAUUCACACGUCCUUCAUAGACAGUAUUACGUCCAUCUCUUUCGCGCACUACAAUGCGGUUAUAAGAGAGAAAGAGACGGAUAUAAAUCAGAGGUGUGCCCUUCAACUGUUGAUGGAUGUGCGGCAUUUGACCUUACUAUUGGUUCCUCGGGAGAAUAAGAAAUAUAUGGAGCUUUCGCAGGAGAUUUGUGAAUUUUUGAGACAGAAAAUCGAUCCGUUUGAUUAUGAUGUCUUCUAUCCAUACAUACAAAUGAACUUGAAGCGGUCCGUGCAGAGGGUGCAGACCCUACUCGGCAGUCUGAUCCUUCACCACGGUCAGCUGACAGGAAUUAUCGGUACUAAACCUGUAUCAUCUGGUGGUACGGGUGAUAAGGCUCCGAACAUACUUGCCUCCAUUGACACACAUUGGUUCUCAAUACUACCCGUGGCCACGCCAGCCACGCCUAACAAGAAACAGGACAAACCGUCGAAAAAGAAACUACAGUCGGCUAGCCCGAAUAAAUCUCGCUCGGAGCUGUCCGACUUGAUGACCAGCUCGUUACCAAUUAAUUUUGCGAACGCGCGAUCUGGUGCUGCGUCCUUCUUCAAUUCCAUGACUUCUGACUGGUUCAGCGGCUGA